AUGUCAUAUUUAUUAUCUAUUAUAGAAGGUCUAUUAGUUAUAGUUCCUUCAUUAUUAACAGUAGCUUUUGUUACAAUUUCAGAAAGAAAAACAAUGGCAAGUAUGCAAAGAAGAUUAGGACCUAAUGCAGUAGGUUACUAUGGUCUUUUACAAGCUUUUGCUGAUGCAUUAAAAUUAUUAUUAAAAGAAUAUGUAUCACCAACACAAGCUAAUAUAAUUUUAUUUUUUCUCGGACCUAUAAUAACUUUAAUUUUUGCUUUAUUAGGUUAUGCAGUAAUACCAUAUGGUUAUGGUUUAUAUGUAUCAGAUUUUAGUUUAGGUAUACUUUAUAUGUUGGCUGUGUCAUCAUUAGCUACUUAUGGAAUUUUAAUUGCAGGAUGAUCAGCUAAUUCUAAAUAUGCAUUUUUAGGUUCAUUAAGAAGUACAGCUCAAUUAAUUAGUUAUGAAUUAAUAUUAAGUUCUGCUAUAUUAUUAGUAAUUUUAUUAACAGGAAGUUUAAACUUAACUGCUAUAGUAGAAGCUCAAAAAUCUAUUUACUUUAUAUUACCUUUAUUUCCUAUUUUUAUUAUAUUUUUUAUAGGUUGUAUUGCUGAAACUAAUAGAGCUCCUUUUGAUUUAGCUGAAGCUGAAUCAGAACUUGUUAGUGGUUUUAUGACAGAACAUUCGGCAGUUAUUUUUGUAUUCUUCUUUUUAGCAGAAUAUGCUAGUAUUGUCUUAAUAUGUUUAUUAACUAGUGUUUUGUUUUUAGGUGGUUACUUGCAAAUUUUUCCUUUAGUUACAAUAAUUUCUAGUUUUAAUUAUAUCUUGGAAUUAUUAGGAUUAUAUUUAAAACCCGAUUUUGAUUAUAAUUAUGUUUUAUCUUAUUAUUUAAUUAAUGCUUGUUCUAGUUUAAAUUUAGCUUUUAAAACUUCUUUUCUUAUAUUUGUAUUUAUAUGAGUUAGAGCAUCAUUCCCUAGAAUUAGAUUUGAUCAAUUAAUGUCAGUUUGUUGAAUAGUAUUUUUACCUUUAAUUAUAGCGUAUAUAAUUAUAACACCUUGUUUAGUAGUAGGUUUAAAUAUUUUACCUUGUAAUUUUACUUUAUUAUAG
Messenger RNA from Histoplasma capsulatum G186AR, 1086 nucleotides. The record is from the annotation of a RefSeq genome assembly. Lineage: Eukaryota; Fungi; Ascomycota; Eurotiomycetes; Onygenales; Ajellomycetaceae.